AUGAGUGGAAGCGUCGUCGCACUACACGUCGUUUGGUUGUCCGUGAUGGUGACCUCCUUCGAUACCACGGCCAUAGCCAAGAGCAGCGGUCCCGAAGACACGCCCUGCCAGUCCGUGGAGGGCGCGUGGAUGUCAUCCAACAUGGAAGCCGUGUUCGAGACGAGGGCCACUACGACGUUCGGUCGGCUGGAUUUUUGCGCAAUCGAAUCGGACUGGAUCGGUGGUAUGGAGGUACUGUUCGGUCCCGGCGGGAUCGUGUCCGCGCUUAUCAGCCAACCCGACACCGGCGUCACGGCCACGUUCGUCGGGCACUGUCGCGUCGUAGGUGGAACGGACUCCAUGACGGGUAAGCCAUGA
Molecule: messenger RNA, 357 nt
Organism: Cinara cedri
Lineage: Eukaryota; Metazoa; Arthropoda; Insecta; Hemiptera; Aphididae
Source: the annotation of a GenBank genome assembly